Messenger RNA from Saccostrea cuccullata (small rock oyster), 1012 nucleotides. Its product is annotated as growth arrest and DNA damage-inducible protein GADD45 beta-like. The record is from RefSeq and is a predicted model, not a curated record. NCBI's taxonomy places the organism in Eukaryota, Metazoa, Mollusca, Bivalvia, Ostreida, Ostreidae. Gene Ontology annotation, cellular component: nucleus; cytoplasm. The transcript has 6 exons. Bases 121 to 618 code for a protein of 165 amino acids. Gene Ontology annotation, biological process: regulation of cell cycle.
ACGAAUCUGGAUUACGACAUACCACAUACCUUACACAAAGUCUACGUAGGGAAGACGUCUUGAUCACAGCAGUUCUUGCAGACUUAUUUCAAACUGAAGCUUACUUACACAAGAGAAGACAUGACAUUGACGGAGCAGAAAGAUUUGGUGGAACAAUGCAGCGAAGAAAGCUGUGUAAAAGCCUGUCCUGGUGUCCUAGAAGUCUUUAGAAGUGCAGCCCAACAAGAAAGGGUCCUCAAUGGAGUCUAUAAAUGUGCAGCCAUUUUGGAGAGGGACCCGGAUGCGGUGAUGUUGUGUAUUUUACCUCAGCCACCAGAAGAUGCUGACGUCACUAUAAACAUAGAACAAACACUUAUAGAAGCACAUUGCUGGGAAAACGGAAUAAGAGUAAUGAAGGUGGACUGUGCAAAGAAAUUAGAGAUGUUAAUUCUCGACCAUACACAGCCGACUGAUCAUUCCCUGAAUUCUGAUUUCUCCUGUGUUCUGGUUCUAUUCCCCAAAAAUGACGCCAUCGACUCACCUGCCGCAGAGAAAGAGUGGAAGCUGAUAGAUAACUUCUUCAAGAAAAUGCUCAUGCAUGGGGUGCCACAUUGGCACGUCAUUGAGUUACCCGGAUGAUGUAUUUUACCUCAUUUUUUAACAUUAGUUUUUUUGAGCCAUUAUUGCACCAAAACCAAACAAUGAGAUAGGAAUGUGAUGGCCAAGUACAGUCUUCACUAAGUUAAUGAAAGUGAAAAAGAGGCCUUUGAGGACAUGCAUGUACGCAUGCCCAGUGAGCAUGAUCUUGCAUCGAAAUGAACAUCAAACAUAAUUCCGUACUGUUUCCCGGAAGUGAAGGCACAUGAAUUCUAUGAAGAUGGGACUUCUUGAAAAAUGUUUAUGGUUAUGGUGUUGAAAUCAUCAUUGCUAGAAUUUAAAGGACCUUAUUGAAUGUACUUGUUCAAUGAAAUGAGUCUAUGAAUUUGUAUAUAAGCUUGAAAUAAGGAAUUAAGUAAUAAAAGAUAGAUAUAUA